Molecule: messenger RNA, 768 nt
Organism: Leptonychotes weddellii (Weddell seal)
Lineage: Eukaryota; Metazoa; Chordata; Mammalia; Carnivora; Phocidae
Source: RefSeq, a predicted model, not a curated record
UGUAUCUCCCGAGAUAGAUAUGCCGGUAGCAAGCUAAUGAGCAUUGUGGAUGUUUUCUGGACACUUAGCAAUCAUUCAAGUGUCUGGUUUACUUCUUGCCUCAGCAUGUUCUAUUUACUGAAGAUAGCCAAUAUAUCCCACCCAUUUUUCCUCUGGCUGAAACUAAAGAUUAACAGAGUCGUCCUGGGGAUUUUUCUGAUGUCCUUCCUUACCUGUAUAAUUAUUAGUGUUUCAUUGAAUGAGGACUUCUGGGAUCCCUUCAAAGGCAAUCAUAAGGAAAACAUAACUUGGGAAUUCGAAGUGAGUAAAAUCCCAAGUGCUUUCAAACUGGUUAUCCUGAACCUGGAGGCUAUCAUUCCCCUUGUUCUUUGCCUAACCUCAUUUCUCUUGUUACUUUUCUCCCUAUUUAAACAUACCAAGCAGAUGAAGCUUAAUGCCACAGGGUCCAGAGACCCCAGCACAGAGGCCCACAUGAGGGACAUAAAGGCAGUGAUCAUCUUUCUGCUUCUCUUCAUUAUGUACUAUGCAGUCUUUCUUGUAGUAACCUCUAGCUUGCUGAUUCCUCAGGGAAAAUUAGUGGUGAUGUUUGGUGGCAUGAUCGCUGUCAUUUUCCCAUCAAGCCAUUUGUUCAUUCUGAUAAUGAGGAACAGCAAACUGAGGGAGGCUUUUCUGAAAGUGCUAAGGAUUGUGAAGAGUUUCCACAGAAGAAGGGAACCUUUCGAAAAAAUGAAUCCAAAUCCCAUGCUAACAUUUCAUAUCAUUGCCUAA